Beta vulgaris subsp. vulgaris (sugar beet) is the source of this 1242-nucleotide messenger RNA. Its product is annotated as F-box/kelch-repeat protein At3g23880-like. The record is from RefSeq and is a predicted model, not a curated record. The coding region runs from base 1 to 1242 and encodes 413 amino acids. Gene Ontology annotation, molecular function: protein binding. Lineage: Eukaryota; Viridiplantae; Streptophyta; Magnoliopsida; Caryophyllales; Amaranthaceae. The transcript has a single exon.
AUGCAAGAUGAGGAGGAAACAACAAAUAAUAAUCCUACAAACCUUCCAUGGGAUAUCGAAUCAAAUAUCCUCUUAAGGCUACCACUAGAAGAUCUUCUACGUUGUCGUCGUGUAUGCAAAAGUUGGCGUGAAGUAAUCAAUAGCCUAAAUUUCAACAACUCCUAUGUACACCAAUUUCUAAACAAAAAUGUAUCAAAUUCUAUCAUCCUAUGUGGUUACAAUGGUAUGUCGUUUAAUCUUUCGUCUUUUGAUUUUCACUUUCCUGAGAAUUUAAAGGAACCAACUCGUUAUCGGCCUCAAAAUUUUGGUAGCAAACGUGUUAAAAACAUAGUUGGCUCAUGUAAUGGCUUACUUUGCUUCCAAAAACGUAACGAUGGUGAUGAAUUUUGGUUCUAUAACCCAGUCACGUACGACUUUAAACACAUACAUCACUCAUCACCCUAUAAAAAUGACUUUCAUAGCAUGGGGUUUGGUUAUGAUUCAACUAACAACGAUUAUAAGAUCGUAAAAUUAGUUCACAAACCAUAUAAGUUUAGUGCUUACAAUGUUUCUUACAAUACAAUUGAGUUUUAUGUUUAUAGUUUGAAGAAAAAUUCAUGGAAAUUCAUUAAGCCUUUUCCUGAAGUGCAUAAAGUUUGGCCUAGUCUUAAUAAUGGUAAUGAUUCGGUCGUAUCAAGAAGCAUGAUUUUCUCUAAUAAGGCAUUAAAUUGGUUGUGUUAUGAUAUUGCUGAAGAUUUUUGGGGAAGAAAUAAAACUAUCUCAUGUUUAAACCUUGAAACUGAAGAGUAUUAUGAGGUACCUUUGCCUGAUCUUUAUUUUGAUCCUACCGAGGAAUGGAAAUUGGCUGACAUAUCGGAAAAUCUACAUUUGGUAAUAAGUUUACCUUGGGAAUGUUUUUAUAUAGAUAUAUGGAUUAUGAAAGAGUAUGGCGUAAAAGAAUCAUGGACUAUGUUGAGCCGCGUAUUGCUAAGGGAUGUACUUGUAGGUAACACUGGUGGUCGUAGUCGUAUAUGUUUUUUGGCGGAUGUUGCAUCAAUUGUCUUGCCUUAUGCCUACUCAAAGGAUCGACGGGAAAUUUUAAUAGGUGUAGGGAAACCUAUAAAGAAUUUUAUUCGUUAUGAUUUACAUACUGAAAAGUGUAAAAAGAUAGACAUUCAUGGUUUGCCUAAUAAUGUCAUACAUGAUCAUUUCAUAGCCAUGCCAUGGCUUGGUUCCCUUAUCUCCCCCCUCAAGCUAGAAUAA